This is a messenger RNA of Mya arenaria, 1101 nucleotides long. RefSeq lists its product as uncharacterized. The record is from RefSeq and is a predicted model, not a curated record. The transcript has 6 exons. NCBI's taxonomy places the organism in Eukaryota, Metazoa, Mollusca, Bivalvia, Myida, Myidae. The coding region runs from base 175 to 1101 and encodes 308 amino acids.
AACAAAUUAAAAAACGUUACUUUUGUGGGGAAAGGGAGCACUAUCUUAUAAAUGUGACGGUACUGCGAGUACGUGUAAUGACAAUUGGAGAUAAAAAAUAAGAAAUGCAGUUACCUACAAUAUUUUACAGGAAUACCAGAUGGACCAACAACCCAAUAUCGUAACAAGACAAACAUGUUUAUGUUUAGCUUCAAGAUUUUUGACCUGGGAUAUAAGUACGGUACUUGGAACUAUCUGGAAGCGGGGCACGGCAAGGGAGCAGCCGAUGGAAUUGGGGCGACCGUCAAGCGCACUGCAGAUAGUUUCGUGCUAACAGGACAUGAUGUGAAAUAUGCAGAAGACUUAAAAUGUGCUUUGAAUGGCUCAAGUAUUCAUGUAUUCGUGGUUACAGAAUCAGACAUCAUUCAAAUUGACAAAGCACUUCCUAUGGCGGCGGAAAUCAAAGCAGUUCCCCAGACAAUGAGAAUCCACCAGGUUACGACAAACCAGCCUGGCAUAAUUCGAACAAGAGAAGUGUCGUGUUUCUGUAACCGCAUCGAUUCAAGUGGAUGUGACUGUUUCAAUCCAGUUAUCACGGAGUUUGAAAAGAAAAGAUCACCAGAUUCUCAAUCACAUGGCACCGGUGUUUCUGCUGAAACAAAUAUAGACACAACCUCUGACAACAUACUCAGAAACGAGACGAUGGCCAAUGCCUCAUCUACCGAUUUUGUGGUCAAUGUGGAUAUACCGGAAGUUGCUUCUGUCGACGCGUCAGGGGAUAAAGGCACACCGGACAACUCCGCCGAAAAAGCUGCGCCAGGACUUCUGAAACCAGUGGUAACUGUAGAUCAGCAUCUCAUUGGCCAAUACAUCGUUGUAGAGUACGACGGGCUGCCUUAUCCUGGAGAAGUUUUAGAUGUUGACGAGGAAGAUCUUGAAGUUAAGGUUAUGCACAAGAUUGGAAAGAACAGGUUUUUCUGGCCGUUACUCGACGACACUCUGUGGUAUUACAAAGACAAAGUUGUCACGAUACUGGACGGUGCUCCUGUAAGGGUGACUGGGCGGCAUUGUAAAAUAAAUCAUGAUGUUUGGGACCAAAUUGUAGACAUUCUGGACUUAUGA